AUGUUGUUCCCAGCCCUGUUGACUGCGGCGACCCUCACCGGCCUCGCCUCAGCAGCAUGUUCAGCAGAAACCCGUCUCGCUGGCGCCAAACAAGUCGUCUACUCCUAUAACCUCAGUGGGCUUGGCCAAUCUGCCGCCGGCUUCAAAGAAGUACCAUUCGGAGCGCCCGGCGCAGGUGGCGGUUGCGUCACGACGCUCAUCGCCGACGGCACGUGCCCGAUUCCUGUGGCCACGACGGGCUCGGGGACAUACGACUUCGCAGUCGAGACUCGUCAAGUCUUCUCCGAUGUCACCGGCGAGUACAUCGACUUCGCGGACAACGGGACGACCUUGAUCAACACCAACGUGACCCUCGGCGUCCGCGACAUCGUCGGUAUCCCCAUCACCUUCGCCGGCCAUGUGUACAUCGACCAUAACGACGACUGCCGGAUCUACCAGGUGCGUGCGUAUGCGGAGGUUCCGAUCAGUGUGCUGGGUUUGGCGUUCUCGACUGCUGGAGUCCCGCCGCUACCGAAACCGGUGUGUGACAGUCUGCCGGUGAAGAGAGGCGAUGAGAAGGAAGUGGAGGAGCCGUUCCGGGCGAUUGAGUAUGAGGUGUAG
Molecule: messenger RNA, 600 nt
Organism: Saxophila tyrrhenica
Lineage: Eukaryota; Fungi; Ascomycota; Dothideomycetes; Mycosphaerellales; Extremaceae
Exons: 3
Coding region: 1-600 (199 amino acids)
Source: RefSeq, a predicted model, not a curated record